GCACACCCGAGAAAAAUAAUUGAUCUUAAAAAUAAAAAAUAAAUUAAUAAUUCUUUAGUGUUGAAUAAAAAUGUCAUUAGUUUCUUUCGAAAUUUAGAUUUUAAACGGUGGGAUUUAUAACCUUGUCAACUAAUGUUUUUAUAAUUCAAACGGGGUGUAGAUACAAAUUUGGUCAAGUGUCUGAAAAAUUAGAAUUAUCUUUUUUGAACAAAUCUACAUGAAGGAUCGACCGAAUCAACGUGAUGUUCAAAGUAUGGUCCCUCCUAAUAUUCUGCAUUUCUACAACCGUUCUAGGAUCUAAAUACUUUAGUUUUUGGCAAGCCACAACCGACAAUGCCAUCGAGAAUAAUUUCGAGGUUUACUGGAAUGUACCCACUUUUAUGUGUCACAAAUAUGGCAUGCAUUUCGAAGAAGUUUCCUCUGUUUUUGGCUUGCGACAAAAUACUCAGGAUCAAUUUCGAGGAGACAACAUCUUCAUUCUCUACGAUCCUGGAAAUUUUCCAGCUCUAAUCAAAAAUGAAAAUGGUGAUGUCAUGAGAAGGAAUGGAGGUGUACCUCAAGAGGGUAAUUUGACCCUACACCUUCAGCUUUUCAAGGAUCACGUUCACGAGCAAGUGGCCAACGAAUCUUUUCGUGGAAUAGCUGUGAUCGACUUUGAAAGUUGGAGGCCCGUCUUUCGACAAAAUUGGGGUUCACUAAACCGCUAUCGUGAGCUUUCGAUAGAAAUUGAACGAGAUAAUCAUCCCUUCUGGAGUAACAAUGCCAUAAAGAACGAAGCUGCACAAAAUUUUGAAUCUCAUGCCAGGAACUUUAUGGAGGAAACUUUGAAACUCGCAAAGUCUUUGAGACCUUUUGCCAACUGGGGCUAUUACGCUUAUCCUUAUUGCUUUAAUUUGUCACCCAAUCAGCCCUAUCCUAAGUGUGAUCCAAAAGUACACGACGAAAAUAACAGAAUCUCUUGGCUCUUUUCGUCACAGAUGGUACUUUUUCCUUCAAUAUAUUUGAGAAAGAAUUUGGAUGCAAGCGAAAAAUUAGGUCUUAUAAAAGGAAGAGUUGUGGAGGCACUUCGACUUGCAGGAAAUACUAGUCCUAGACGGAAAGUCAUGCCCUAUUUUUGGUACAAAUUCCAGGAUUCGACUGAAAACUUCCUGAGCAGAGAGGACGUGGAGGACGGAAUUAGAGAGAUCGUCAAUCGAGGAUCGGACGGUCUCGUAAUUUGGGGCAGUUCGAACGAUCUUAAUAACAAGGCCAAGUGCCAGGAGCUAAAGGACUACCUGAACGACGUCCUGGGUCCAGCAGUGGCCAGCAUCAAGGAAUACAGAAGGCACCCAGACUUAACCGGAACCAAUUACGACUAUGAGGACGUGGAGGAAGAAAUUAGACAGAUCGUCAAUCGAGGAUCGGACGGUCUCGUAAUUUGGGGCAGUUCGAACGAUCUAUAUAACAAGGCCAAGCGCCAGGAGCUGAACGACUACCUGAACGGCGUCCUGGGACCAGCAGUGGCCAGCAUCAAGGAAUACAGAAGGCACCCAGAUCUUCAGCGACAGCGUUCUCCGUUUAAGGAUACUAUCGCCAAGGGUCCAGAGGAAGAUCAGACGAAGGGAGAAAUUGCGGCAGGUGUUGCUGCUGGAAUAGGAGAACCGGACACCACAAGAGGAACAAUGGCAUCGAUAUGGAGCUUAACCACGACCAUGGUGAUCCUAAUGAUGCACUUUUCGUUGCUUUGCGCCCAUCGUGAGCACAAGGUGCACAACAUUGUUCUCUAUCCGGACAAACAAAGCUGGUGCAAAACAACCCAAAUCAAGCAGGUAGUUACUUGGCCAGGAUGUUCCUCUCAAGAACUGGACAACAACGUUUGUGUAGGGGCCUGUUUUUCCUAUAUGGUGCCACAUAGUGAACCUUCAGCUCCUGGUGAUCUAAUUCGACCUUAUUGUGAUUCUUGUCAGCCUCUGGAUAGUGUAUGGCACACGGUGAACCUCGAUUGUAAAGACGAUGAGAAUAAGCCAACGAUAAUGCAGAAGAAAGUCCAGAUAAUUAUAAACUGUUCCUGUAGUUCAUGUUUGGAAACAUCUAAGAUCAAACCCGACUACAACAGCCUUCUUCAAUCCCUCUCUGAAGAAAAUAUCGAUAAGAAUGUCAACAUAGUCCAUGAAACCCCAGACCUCCUUCUAAAUCCCAACCUCAACGCCUCCAAAAAUACAACUAGAGACAUCCAAGCCAACGAAAAAUUCCGUCAGCUUUUCAAACAACUCCAAGAAUCUGCAAAACUUGAUGAAUUCAAAGCCAAAGAACUGUUCUCCAAGUUUGAGGAAGAGGAAUUUGAUCUUGAAAAGCUCAAGGAGUUGCUGAAGAAGUAUGGUAACCUUGGUCAAGAUGAUAAAGAGAUGCAUGGAGUGAAAGAACACCAUCAAACAGUUCAUAAACUUCAGGUGGAAGAAGAAGAUGAACUACCAUUAGAAAUUCCUAACCAACAACAGAUACCGAAGGAAGAAGAGGAUGAGGAGCUUCCUCAACUACCACAUCAUAAGUCUCCAACUUUAAUGCACCGGGGACCCCAUCAUUCUAUGGUUUUAGAGUCUGAUGUCAAGGAGAAGAUUGACGUCGAACCUCAUUAUCUUCAACCUGCAGUUGCUGGUCAAGAAAUCAGCUAUCAAGACAAUGUUCUGGUGGACAAGGCCAAGAAAAAAGACUUCUGAGUUGAAAACUUGGCCAAUUUUGUAGGCACUGAGUGGUUAGUUGACGCUGGGCGCCAAACUGGCAGACGCGGAAGAGGAGGGGUGAAAAUAUGAAAGGAGAGGAAGUGGUUUUCGAUUAGUGAAUGCGUGUGCGUGGCCCGAGAUGCAUAUGUGCGGUGUGUAGGUGUCUUUGGCCAAGGGAAUAGCAACCCUGUGCAGAUCGAUUUUCGAUCGCUGAGUCUCUGAAGGUAUACGACCACAGGUUUCUAUACUGUACUUAUAGGUCCCAAUUUAGAAAAGGCAAUCAAGGUUUUCUGGUUGGAAAAUUGUUUUACUUAUAGCGCAUUCGUUUAUCCUGCACUGGUGUAGAGUAGGAGCACUCCGAUCGCUCCGUCUUACUUCUUCUUACUUCUUCCUUCUCACUCCGAUCUGCGUCGGUGCAGAUCGGAGUGCACCAGUGCAGGAUAACCGAAUACGCUAUUAGAAACAAUCAUCAGAAUUUACAAUCAAUUGGCAAAAUUUAUCUUCAGAUAGUGGUGAAGUCUGAUUGUUUCGUUUGUUAGAGACAUACACAGUCACGAGAAUUUUUGAUCAAUUCUGUCAGAAACUACCUCCAGUUGUUAUAGAAUUGAUCACCAAUUAGUUGUAAAGUCUAGGUAUUUCCUUAUACAGUUGUCUCAGUAACACCUUAUUUUUUCAAUCCAUAAUAUUAUUAUUUACCUGUAAACAACUAUCAGAAUUUAUCAUUAGGUGUAAGAAUUUGCAAUCAAUUCUGAAAAUUUAUUAACAAUUAGGGAUAAAUUCUGUGGAUGACUUUGAUAUUCAAUCCUCUGAGGAUGAACUCCAAAAAGUGGAUCUCCUGGGGAAAACUGGCACACAGGGCCAAUUGAUCUUCUGUCAACAGUUGCUUUAUUCCUACAAUAUUAAAUACCUUUUACAAAAAAUGUAUACAAGAAAGAAGAAUUAUUGACAAAAAACUAUUUUAUAGUCAUUUAAAAUCAUUUCAGUUUUCUGAUGUUCGAUUUGACAUUAGACAAUUUGGAACUCCACAACUGGAAAUCGUUGACUAUUAAAACGUAGAUUAGGAAUUUUGAAAUGUUACAAAUUUUCAAUCAAAAUUCUUGAAUUUAAAAUAGUUCCAGAAUUUAUUUUUAUAUAUUUUUUUCAUAACUUGCUGAGACCCAUAGUAUUCUCAAAUCCAACUAUAAAAUUUUGACACCCUAUUCUCGACAAAUAUCUAACCUUGGCUGGGAAAACUAGUGCAAAAUUCUUUAAAGCUGAGAAUCUUCAGUAUUGUACCUCCCAAAAUUGGCAGAGGAUAUGAUCCUCGUUAAAUAAAUUAUGAUAUUAUGGAAAUGGUGUUUGUUUACUCAUGAAAGGAAUUAUAUUCCAAUGAUAAAAGGAAAUAUAUUUUUAUUAAGAAUAAAUUAAUAUUUUCCUUCGAAAGCCCAUCGGCUGAUGAUAAUUGUUAUUCGAGAGACUUUUUGCCAAUUUGUGAUGUGGUAUAGUGUAAAAAUCUGUGAAAUGACUGAUCUUACGAAAGUGUGGUCAGUUAUAAUGAGACGUGUGCUCCUUUUUUGUGGGAGGGUAAGACUAGGGGUAAGAGCGGAAAUCGUGAAAAAGAGAGAAAUUUUAAUAUAUUUAACUAUUUUAUUUUAUUUUAAUAUUAUUAUUUUUAUUAUUAUUGACGAUUGUUAUCUAACUAUCUGGCAUUAAGAAACCAUUCAGCAUACGUAAUUCACGUAAGUUCAAGUUACAUAAUAGCGCGAUACGUAGUAACGUUCUCCAUAUCUCCUCUGUUGGUUUGUACUUAUCUUUGCUUUACCUACCCUGUAUUCUCGGUGGAGAAUAAAAUCGUGAAAUUGAUUUUGCAA
Molecule: messenger RNA, 4549 nt
Organism: Belonocnema kinseyi
Lineage: Eukaryota; Metazoa; Arthropoda; Insecta; Hymenoptera; Cynipidae
Exons: 11
Coding region: 243-2696 (817 amino acids)
Biological process (GO): hyaluronan catabolic process; carbohydrate metabolic process; defense response
Molecular function (GO): hyalurononglucosaminidase activity
Source: RefSeq, a predicted model, not a curated record